Caenorhabditis angaria is the source of this 1456-nucleotide messenger RNA. The record is from the annotation of a GenBank genome assembly. NCBI's taxonomy places the organism in Eukaryota, Metazoa, Nematoda, Chromadorea, Rhabditida, Rhabditidae.
AUGGCUCGAAACGGUCGGCGUGUGAAUAAUCGACGUGGCAAUAAUGCUAUGACGUGGAAAGAGAAGUGGACAAUUUUCAAGCAUAAUCGAAGGAAAGCUAGUGAGUAUUUGGACUAGACUAUAGUUUCUGAGUUGUGACGUAGUCACCAGAUAUUUUUGAAUUUAAUUCGGGAAGCCAUAAAUUGGACAAAAAUAGUAUUAAUUCCAGGCUGGCAUGAAUUGGUGGCUUAUGGUGUACUUCUAAAUAUCGUUGGCGCAGUUUUGUUACUAAUGAAAGCACAAUUAGACAAAGAUGUGAUAAAGGCGGCGGUAGAUCAAAAGUUUCGAGAAGCCGGAAUUCGACCGAAUUCGACGAUUGUUGGAGAAGAUGGAGAAGAUCAGAUUGAAAGUGAACCAAGUGCGGUUUUGAUGGUAAGAGAGGGGUGAUUUUUGGAUUUUAGGAUUUUUUUUCGCGAAAUCUGGACCAGAGAACAUUUAAAUCAGGAAAUUUUGGAGAUAUAAGUUUGAAUUCAAAAAUUAAUGUAGAAUUUCAACUUUUGCCACGUCAUAAUUCAAAAGUUCAGGUUGAAGAAGCUCUUAAGAUUUUAAGAUUUUAUGAUUUUUUUUCUUGAAAUCUGGAUUUUCAGAAAAUGUGAAAGCUUUCAGGCUGGAAUUUCCAGCCCAGAGAACAUUUUUAAAUUAAAAAAUAUUUUUUAGUCCAAGUUUUGAAGCUGUCAGAUUCAAAAUAUUACAAUUUUAUGACGUGGCAAAUUUUUUUUUGAAAAAAAAAACAAUUUUAUGACGUGGCACAUUUUUUUUGAGAAAAAAAAAAACAAUUUUCUGGUGAAAACCGGACAUUUUGGAGAUAUAAAUUUGAAUUCGAAUAUUAAUGUAGAAUUUUUGAUUUUUGCCACGUCAAAAGUUCAGGUUGAACGCGGAAGAAGCUUAAAAUCUAAUCUCACCGCAAAGUUUUCUAGACUUUUAGGAAAUCUGUACUAUUUUGAUAGGAUUUUUCCACUUUUUGGCCAAGAUUUUGAAAUAAUACCCCAAAUCCUUAUGGAUCACAAAAAUCUUCAGCCAGAUGAUUUUUUUAAUUCGUAAUUUAGGAAGUUCAUAGGUUUUAAGAUCAAUUCGAAAAAAAAUUUAUUUCAAAAGUUCAGGUUGAAGAAGCUCUUAAGCUAUUAGGCUUUUAAGAUUUUGAAAAUCCUGAUCUCACCGCAAAGUUUUCUAGACUUUUAAGAAAUCUGCACUUUUUGGCCAAGAAAUCUUCAAAAAAUCCCCAAUCUUCCAGGUUUUCAUAACAAUGGGCGGUCGAAUGGCGAAUGUUGUGGGCACAAUGAAACUCUACAAGGGACUCGGAAAAUAUUUGUCAGAUCGAAAGCGCAAAAAAUUCCAGUCAACCACCGAAAAAAUCCAAAACGGGGAGGCUGAAACUGAAUGCACCGAAUUGCUCGCUGAUUGUUUUGUUUGUGUUUGA